AUGAAGUCCCUUCCUCUUCUGCUGCUGCUUCUGCUUCCAGUGUUGUGCUGGCCCAGUUCCGCCUCGACACCGGACCUGCGCGACCAACACCUCCUCCAGAGUGUCCAGGCUGCUGAUCUGCCGUCUCAGGGCUGGACCUGGCAGACCAUAGAGAAGCUCCUGUCACAGCCACAGGGUGGCGCCACUGAGCACAUGGAGCUGCAGCGCUCGGCGGACCUCAGCCCCGCCCAGCCGACACGCAAGGCUGGCUGUCGACACGUGUACUGGAAAGGGCCGACGGCGUGUUGA
Molecule: messenger RNA, 288 nt
Organism: Scleropages formosus (Asian bonytongue)
Lineage: Eukaryota; Metazoa; Chordata; Actinopteri; Osteoglossiformes; Osteoglossidae
Product: somatostatin-2-like
Exons: 2
Coding region: 1-288 (95 amino acids)
Cellular component (GO): extracellular region
Molecular function (GO): hormone activity
Source: RefSeq, a predicted model, not a curated record